This is a messenger RNA of Oncorhynchus kisutch (coho salmon), 3289 nucleotides long. RefSeq names its product kelch repeat and BTB domain-containing protein 3. Bases 1938 to 2366 code for a protein of 142 amino acids. The record is from RefSeq and is a predicted model, not a curated record. Lineage: Eukaryota; Metazoa; Chordata; Actinopteri; Salmoniformes; Salmonidae. The transcript is spliced from 5 exons.
CUGAUCCUAACUGACCUAAGACAUGGAUUGUGAAGAACUGAGUUUAAAAGUAUUUGGCUAAGGUGUAUGUACACUUCCUUCAGUUGUAUGUACAGUAUAGGUCUUUUGUAUUAGUUGUAAUAUUUCUCCACUAGUUGACUUGGCAGGAGGAAUGAUAAAUGUUUUAUUCCACAUUCAUUGUGGGGUGUGUCAAUUUAAUGAGUGAGUCUUCAUUGAUAUCAAACAUAAACCCAAUUUUAAGCAAGAUAUUUUCACAUGAAGAUAGACAUGUUCUAUAUUAACUGCAGGUCUCAAUGCGUGAAACAUCACCUGAUUAAAUAAUAAUACAUUGAGACAACAAAACAAAAAACAUAGACAGUUGAAAUACUUUAUACUUGAAAUCUUGGAAUGAGGUCGCAGGUUGAGUAUUUUUCACUUCAUGGCUUCGCUCUUCCGGUAGGGUAGAGAGCUGUCCGUGGUGCCGAAACCUUUAGUAGCACGCGCACAAUAUUGUUAACAAACAUCGGAUCUGAUCAGCUGAUCAAAUCUAUGGACAAAAAACGUUGUUUUUCCCGAGGUAGUGCUCGUCAAAUACUUUAUUAUAAACAGUUAGCGAACUAAUAGUCUGCUUUGUGAUUCACUCAAUAUAUGAUGCUAAACAAGGCACAGAAGCAAUGCUACUGAUCUGCUUUGGGACAAAUGUAGACACAUGUGACAUGUGGAAUGUAGACACGACCUCCGUGUGUUCACAGACAGUUGAGGUAUAAUAAGGUAGACUGCAUGCAAAUGUUUUUCUUACCCCUCUCCCUCUGUCAAUCAAUCUUCCAUCUCUCUCCCUGAAUCCUAAACGGUCUAAUCAGCUCCACAUGAAUGAUAUAUAGAUAGACUACUAGGCUAUAGAGCUUGCACAGCCCCAUAUGGAAAAUAAUCAUGAAAAUCGAAUAAGAAUCUUGAAUGGCAGAAGAACAUUGUUUUUUCCAAAAAACUAAGUAAUCUAAUAAGAAUCUAGUAAGAUGUUGUAUGUUUUUCCUUAUAUGGCAGUGUUGUAUUUGAAUAUGUGUUACUUAUAUGACAUAUGACAAUUGAAUACAUGAUUGUGGUGCAUUUCCAUAUUUGAGACAAAAUAUAUGAAUUAUGUUCUGAGAGUGUAACCUCUAAAAGAUAAAUGUUUUUCUUGUAGGUUUGACAUUGUGUUUUAAAAACAAUGACAAUUACUAUUAGAAAAUACAGUAUUUGUAAAUAAAAGUUCAAAUAUGAGAUUCCAUGGUUAAGGCUGGGUAGAACCUCCUACUGGACAGUUGAUUCAUCUACAGCUAUGCAGGGUUUUAAUCAAACCCAGCCCUGACUACUACCAAUGUGCCAUUGUGAGAAUGAUCGUUGAAAGAUCCCCACUUAAUAGCUAAUUAGACUCACUGCUACUAUCAAAGCCAUUCCUUCUCCUCCUCUCCUCUUCCUUCUCUCCUCCUCCACCUCAUCAUCCUCUACCUGUCCUCCUCUUCUCAUUCAGUUGAUGCCCCUAGUUUGCAUAAAAUACAACCUUAGAACAUAAAAGUGAUAUUAACAUUUUUGUUUCUGUCCCGGGCUCUGGAGCGAUCAUGGACCCACGGUCUGAGGGAUCCAACUCCCAGUCCGAGGGAACCGACUACGUUCCCUACGUUAUUCCCUAUAGUCUGGAUCACAGGUCUGAGCUGUGUGUGUCAGAGGCUCACAGCCAGCAGUUACUGGGCAUGCUCAGAUCGUUCAGAGAGAGAGAGGCCUGCUGUUUAACUUCACUGUAACAGUCCAGGAACAGACCUUCCCCUGUGUCCUGGCAGCCUGCAGCAACAUCUUCAGGGCCAUGUUUGAGUUGAAAAUGCGUGAGUGUGGGGAUGGGAUAGCACCCUGGGUAACCAGCCGUACGCUGCUACCUGGACUUAUUUCACUCUGGAGAGAUAGUCGUCACCAAUGAAAACAUAGACAUGCUGUUCCAGCCCAUCUCUUUCCUACAGGUGUCUGUGCUCCUGAUUGAAACCCUGGAGCUCCCGAACUGCCUGAUGCUAUUGGCCCUCACCGAGGGAUACGGUUCCACCUCCCUCUUCCAACGGGCCACUGAGUUUGUAGUUCAGAACUUUCACGCCCACUCAAUGACUCCAGACUUCCUGGAUAUGCCGGUGGGUGUGCUGGAGGUAUGUAUGGGGUCGGACAGUCUGAGAGUGUCCAGUGAGGAGAUGGCAGUAAGGUCAUCAACUGGACAAUCCGUCAUUCCUUUGCCACAGCUAUAUACUACCCAACUACCCAGAAACCAGUGCGUGCGGCUGUAUCAUCUACACAUUGGGGUCAUCAGUGGCGAUAUCGGACUCCUUCAACCCUUCGCUGGACUGUUUCCUGCGCUACGAUGUCGUCUCUGACCAGUAGAACCACCUGGUGGCAGAGUUUGGUCAGUUUUUCCAUGGCACCUUGGUCAAGGCUGUGUCCGUCAACACUACUCCUAUGUGACCCCCACCUGUGGACGUCGGGCCCUCAUACCACCCUCAUGGAAUCUGUUUCUGACCGUUUGAGCAGACACAUGCACAUUUGUGGCCUGCUGGAGGUCAUUUUGCAGGGCUCUGGCAGUGCUCCUCCUUGCACAAAGGCGGAGGUAGCGGUCCUGCUGCUGGGUUGUUGCCCUCCUACGGCCUCCUCCACGUCUCCUGAUGUACUGGCCUGUCUCCUGGUAGCGCCUCCAUGCUCUGGACACUACGUUGACAGACACAGCAAACCUUCUUGCCACAGCUCGCAUUGAUGUGCCAUCCUGGAUGAGCUGCACUACCUGAGCCACUUGUGUGGGUUGUAGACGCCGUCUCAUGCUACUACUAGAGUGAAAGCACCGCCAGCAUUCAAAAGUGACCAAAACAUCAGCCAGGAAGCAUAGGAACUGAGAAGUUGUCUGUGGUCCCCACCUGCAGAACCACUCCUUUAUUGGGGUUGUCUUGCUAAUUGCCUAUAAUUUCCACCUGUUGUCUAUUCCAUUUGCACAACAGCAUGUGAAAUGUAUUGUCAAUCAGUGUUGCUUCCUAAGUGGACAGUUUGAUUUCACAGAAGUGUGAUUGACUUGGAGUUACAUUGUGUUGUUUAAGUGUUCCCUUUAUUUUUUUGAGCAGUGUAUUUAUUUAAAACAUUUUCUAUUCUCAAGAAUGCUAUUUGGGUUCAAAGUAACAGUAGAGGUUUCUGAGUCUUCUGACCCACUGACUUGCCUUGGUUGUUUCUGGACAUGUCUGAUCACCUGACCAAGGCAGUUGACAUGUCAUCUAUUGCGGGCAGGAUCUAUUAAAUAACUCUAGAAUGGUAUCUA